GAAAGUACGAAAACGUGUGGUGCAAUUUCGUCGCGGUGGCGGUUUCACUAAAACGGAUUUAGCCGGCGGCCGCAAGAUGGCGACGCAUUGCCCGGCGCCGGGCGUCGUGCCGGUGGCAGUCGCAAGGACGACGCCGUCGCCGCCACGUGGGGAGCGAAUUUGAAUCGGCCGCCACCGGCUCUUAGCUUCGUCGUAGGCUCCAAGUCACACAGACCUCGCUCGUUCACCACCACGUAACAAUCAUCACUUUCGUCCCGCUUCAUCCGACCAUUGAUAUUUCACUGUUGUCAAACAUUCUGACUCCAACUCGUGAACCGGCAGAAUGUAAAGCUUGUAUAUCCGUAGUGAGAACGGUUUACCACUUGUUAUUCGUACUGUUACCGAAGCGGGAGAGGAAAACAUCUGGAGAAAGAAAGAGACGGGCUUACGUGUAUAGCGGUGGAAGAGAGAGAAAAAGACUAGAUCAGCGUGACGAAGUCUAGUACACGACAUUGUGCCAGCAGCCGUGGAGUAGGAGGAGGUUAGGAGGGAGAAAAAUCGAGAAGGAAGCGGCAAGUGUCACGAAGGGACUGUUGUCAGUGAGUGGUGGACCGUGGAGUCGAUUGGGCUUGUCAGCGGUCGAGACGUGAUCGAGUUUUCGAACGCGAUUGGUCCCCGAUUCGAUCUCGUGGUAAAACGUGGAAAAAAACAAUUCGAUACGGAAGCGUGUCCGAAAUAAGGAAUCGAUCGAAAGAAGAAGAUCUUUGAGGCGGAAGUGCGUUGACCUUGCCUCCCGGUGCGACCUUGGAAAUUGGCGCCACCGUCGGCCACUUACAGUUUGCAGUUAUCGAGCUGAAAUCGAGUGUGUAACACGACCUCGUUGCAUUGAACUUCAACUUGAGCUUUCGAUCGGUCGAUUCGAGCGCGGUUCGGUAGUCGUGAAGUGAUUUUUUUUCGCGAGUGUUUCAAACCCUUUCGUGUUUGGAAUAUUGAAGCUAGAGACGAAUAAGGAAGAUUUUCCAGAGAGAGAUAUACGCGGACGAGAUUAAACCAUCAAGUCGGAUGGAAUGACUCAAUAUGCGGUCUAGAUUGCAGUCGCUGAUAUUCGCCUUGUUCUGUGUGACGCGCGUCAACGCGGACUUUUUCGCCGAGAAGAAAGAAAUAAAUUAUGAUUUACUCGAGGCUGCCGUGGCGUCUGUCGAUACGGACGACAAUAAUUUGUACAUCGACGAUGGUCUCGAUGGAUUUCCAAGUUUUGGCUUCCGACCCGGAUCCGAAGUUAAACAACCCUAUCGAUUAUACUUGCCGGAAAAAUUGCCAGCAGAGUUCACCCUUGUGGCAACUUUCAAACCGAUGUCCUUUAGGACCAGUUAUCUCUUCGCGGUUUUGAACCCUUUCGAGACAGUGGUGCAAUUAGGGAUUCGUAUAUCGGAUGGACCAGGCACCAAUCAAAAUGUCUCAUUGGUCUACACCAAUUCCGACUUGCAUUCACAUUCAGAAGAGGUGGCGAAAUUCACGGUGCCGAAGUUGUCGAGAAAAUGGUCUAAAAUCGUUAUCAGAGUAUCAACAACGGAUGUCACUUUGUACCUGAAUUGUCACGAGAUGGCCAGACAACGAGUGACAAGAAUUCCUCUGGAAUUGGUAUUCGACACAGCCAGCACGUUGUACAUCGCUCAAGCUGGACCUCAUAUCCAAGAAAAGUAUGACGGUCUACUGCAAUCCUUGAAGCUCUAUCCCGGACAUCCAGCGGAUUUGGUAAAAUGCACGGCCGACUUUAACUUCGACCAAGAUGUGGAUCUCGGCUCAGGUGAAAUCGAUAACGAGGUGAUCGAUAAUGGUUCAGGAUUUGAUAUUAAUUUGACAGACAUCGGACGAGACGAUGACGAAGACAGAAGCGAGGAAAGCAAUCCACCGCCAUUCAUCACACCCCCUCCUCCCAACCCGGACUACAAGGGACCGAAAGGUGAGAAAGGUGAUAAAGGCGACAAGGGUGAGAGCGUUAGAGGACCUCCAGGUCCUCCUGGUCCACCUGGUCAAGAUGAGGGUCCGCCAGGGAAGAAAGGAGAACCCGGCACGUGCACCUGCAAUGCAACAGCCCUGAUGGCAUCCUUUACGAUGCCAAAGAUGAUCCAGGGACCGAAAGGAGAACAAGGGGUGCCGGGGCAAGAAGGAAAACAAGGCCAAAUGGGGCUGACGGGUGUUGCUGGGCCACCAGGAGAGAGAGGAUUAGAAGGGCCACAGGGGCCCAAGGGAGAUAAAGGUGACGUGGGAAUACCGGGACCGGAAGGUCCUCAAGGUCAAAAAGGAGAACCUGGCCGCGAUGGAAUACCAGGAGAAAAGGGCGCUCAAGGACCUCCAGGCCCUCCAGGAAAGGGAGAAUUCUCCGGAUACGAUCCCAGUUGGAAACCCCGAAGCAUUUAUAGGACGGAAGGAAUCACGAUGAGGCCAGGACUGCCAGGGCAGAAAGGCGAAGCAGGCCUUCCGGGAAGUCCAGGACCAAAAGGAGAGACGGGAAUCGCUGGUGCCAAAGGUAACAAAGGCGAGCCAGGUCAUAAAGGCGCGAAAGGGGAUCACGGGAAUGAGGGUGCUCGAGGAAUUCAAGGAUCGAAGGGUGAACCUGGUGCACCGGGAGCGCCGGGUCUCCCUGGUGCACCAGGUGAGAAUGGAAGGCCAGCUGAAAAGGGUGAUAAAGGAGACACAGGGCCAGAAGGGAAGCCAGGCCCCCCGGGAGCGCCUGGACCGCCAGGAUUGCCUGGAUUAAGCGGUCCUGGAGGAGUAAACGUUGGAGAAUCGAUGUUAAGGGAAAAAGGCGACAAAGGAGAGGGUGGUGCGCGUGGUUACAAAGGAGACAAGGGCACCAAAGGCGAGAAGGGAGAUAAAGGUGAUUCUGGACCAGCAGGAAUUCCCGGUGUAAAUGGUAUUCAAGGACCGCAAGGGAACAAAGGCGAGCCAGGCAAGGAUGGAGUUGCCGGUGUUCAGGGAAUCGCGGGUGCAAAAGGUGAAAAAGGUGAGAGAGGUCCGGCAGGAAUCACCACUAUAGCGAGUUCCGGAGACUACAUCACGAUCAAGGGUGAAAAGGGCGCGGAGGGGAAGAGGGGGAGAAGAGGACGCCCUGGACCACCGGGACCCGUCGGCCCACCUGGAAAGCCGGGAGCGAUGGGAGAAAUUGGGUUGCCUGGAUGGGUGAAUACCAUGAAAGGUCGUCCUGGAACUCCCGGACUUCCUGGACCUGUUGGACCAGCGGGGCCCAAGGGAGAAAAAGGAGAACCGGGCACACCGAGCCCUUAUGGAGUCUCUGUCGGUGUAAAGGGUGAUAAAGGAGACGAUGGUUUUCCUGGAAUUCCAGGACAACCAGGAAGGGAAGGUCAAAGAGGACCGCCAGGACCUCCAGGACCACCUGGACCACCAUCUCAAGGAAAUUAUAUUCCAGUCCCGGGACCUCCAGGACCUCCUGGACCACCAGGUCCGCCCGGAUUAUCUUUAAUCGGACAAAAAGGAGAGCCAGGAAUCGGCAGAAGUCACAUCUUUGGUGAAAGAGAUUAUUAUGGAGUUAGACAAGUUCAAAGUGUUAAAAAAAAACACGUUCCAUAUCCUACGCUGCAAGGACCAAGAACUAGUCUAGACGAAUUGAAAGCACUGCGGGAAUUAAAACAAUUGAAGGAACUAAAAGAACAUUUAGGUGCUGGAACAACUGCAACCAGAGGUCCUCUCGAAAGCACAACGAAGAUUGUACCAGGAGCAGUAACUUUUCAAAAUACCGAAGCUAUGACGAAAAUGUCUGCCGUGAGCCCAGUUGGAACAUUAGCUUACAUUAUAGACGAACAAGCACUACUCGUUAGAGUGAAUAAUGGCUGGCAAUACAUUGCAUUGGGCUCACUUUUACCAAUAACUACACCAGCACCACCUACUACAUCACCACCCCCGGUAAAUCCACCUUUUGAGGCUUCUAAUCUGAUCAAUCAAAUACCCGUAAAAGCAGACGGAACAGGAUGGUAUCCACGAAUGUUACGAAUGGCUGCUUUGAACGAACCCUUUACCGGGGACAUGCACGGUGUACGAGGAGCUGACUACGCUUGUUAUCGACAAGCGAAGCGAGCUGGUUUGAGGGGUACAUUCCGCGCAUUCCUCAGUUCUAGAGUUCAAAAUGUUGACAGCAUCGUGAGGCUUGGAGAUCGAGAUUUGCCUAUCGUUAACAUAAAGGGGGACGUUCUCUUCAAUUCGUGGAAGGAAAUGUUCAACGGAAACGGGGCCUAUUUUUCACAAAACCCAAGAAUCUACAGUUUUAAUGGGAAAAAUAUCCUCACUGAUUUUGCAUGGCCAGAAAAAGUGGCAUGGCACGGAUCACAUAAAUUAGGAGACCGAGCAAUGGACACGUAUUGCGACGCUUGGCAUUCAAGUAGUUCGGAUCGUUAUGGAUUAGGAUCACCGUUAACAGGAGGACGUCUCUUGGAACAAGUUCGUUAUUCGUGCGACAACAAGUUCGCGCUACUCUGUAUAGAAGUAACCAGCGAGACCACAAGGAGAAGGAGAAACGCCGAAAUUGUGGAGGACGAGGACGAGAUGUCGGAAAACGAUUACAAAGAAUACUUGGAUUCUCUCAUGGAAGACUAACCUUUAUACCACUUUCUUCCUAAUCUUUUAUUCCUUUUUUCUCUUCUUCAUCAUUAUCAUCUUCUUCUUCUUCUUCUUCUUCUUCUUUCUUCUUUUUCUAUCUUUUAACAUAAACUAUUUGAUAACAAUAUCAUUGUAUAAAUAGAAAUUGAGAUGAGUAAAUCAUAUAUUGUUCCUGUUUGAUUAACUAGCGAAAAACAAUGGAAAAAAAAGAAAGAAACAUAAAACAAGCAUUCAAACAUAGUUUACUAAAUGCAAUGUAAUAUACCAUCUCAUUUCUAAUCAUAAAAUUUGCUUGUAAUUCACAAGAUAUCUUUAUCAAGUCAUUAACCAACGCUUUAAACGAAUUUCCGUUCUCUCUUUAAGAAAUAAGACUGAUCGUUUAGACAUUAAUCAGUGUUUCAUAUCAAUUACUUCGCCUAUACUCUUAAUCCAUCAUCAUUAUCAAGCGUCAAAUAAAAACUUGACGCUAUUAGGAGUUCCCUACAUCACAAUAAACGUCCAGUACUUAUAUCAUUGCUACAGAGAGGAGAUUCUUCGAAGCGUGAUCAAGAUAUUCACCCGAAUCACAAUUUACCUUUAAGGUAUUAAAAGAAAAAAAAAUAAGGCAAAAAGAAAAAAGAUAAACUAAUGAUUAUCUUACGACCUAAUAAAAAAUGUCGGAGUUCAUAUCCGCAAUCGAAUUGCAUUUACACUUUAGCCAAUACAUAUGAGUGUGUAUGUUAGAUGUAAGAAACAAGUUGAUAAAAGGAAAAAAGGAUUCCGUAAAAGAUUAUUAAGUUUUUUGCAUCUGGAAUCCGGAUUUAUGCUCUGUGUAUAAUUUGUGGCAGACACGUUUGAUGCGAUAGUAUUAUAUACAUAAUUGAAUGUAUGAAGCUGCAGAUCCAUAGAUGUAACAUAUGUAUAUGCAGCAAAAGAAUUAUUUAGAAAUUGAAUUGUGAAUAAUUAUAAAUUAUGCUUCGAAAAUUACUCGGUAUAUAUGUAGCAAUAUUUUAUAACUUACGUAUAGUUCUUGUUCAAAACGAAAUACGUUACCACUCACAAGCUAUCGCUGUCUUAAUCGUCGUUGGCCUCUGCUUUUACAUCGAGCAUAAAUCGAGUCUAAGUCAGUGUCUAUAAUUCGAAGAUACGAUAUAUUACUAAUGUUAAACUAAUUUAUUACGAUUAGAUAGAGAAAACGUCGGUCUAUACCUUUAGGUUGUCAGCAUGCUUGUUGGCGAGUUUCAUAUCGGAAAAUAAAGAAAGAAAAUUUUCUCGAUGCCGUAAUGUAGAUCUUGACGUACCGAUGUAAAACCAAUUAUCUUUCGAUAUAGUUUGCACCGACGACUGUUUUAGUUCGAAAUUUUGUAUUAUUUGUACACUUUAUUAUUGUCUUUCUAAAUAAAAAACGGAAAGUACAUUUAA
Apis dorsata (giant honeybee) is the source of this 5994-nucleotide messenger RNA. RefSeq names its product collagen alpha-2(IX) chain-like (gene Mp). The coding region runs from base 1057 to 4590 and encodes 1177 amino acids. The record is from RefSeq and is a predicted model, not a curated record. NCBI's taxonomy places the organism in Eukaryota, Metazoa, Arthropoda, Insecta, Hymenoptera, Apidae. The transcript is spliced from 25 exons.